UUGCCAUGUAUAAAAUCCAUAAACAAAUGUCCUACCUUUUAAAAAUCUCUACGAACACCGAGCAAAAUGUCGCUGUACUUGGCUGUCAAGCUAUUUUCUCAUCGUAAUGUGCCGUUCUGGCGCAUAGUAUGUAUGAAACAUUACGAUUUGGCGUGUGCGUUCUAUUUUAUUUUAGAUGAGAUUUGACGACUGCUCAAAAUAUCUUCAUGGCUUUUUAUUCGACUUUUCUGUGUACGGUUGUUUUCGGUAUUUCGUAAACAUUGGCAAAACAACGCGAUAAUUCAAUGAAGUGUGCGGAAAAUAGUCGUUAUCGCGAGUGAGAAAGGUAUUUAGUGCACAACGGAAGCAGACGGUGGUCGUUAAGUCGGUUUCCGAUGGAGGAGAAGAUGGAGAGUGAACAGAGUUAUAGUGGCGAGAGUAGCAGCUCCUCGGAAAGUUGCAGUGGGAGCGGGAGCGGCAGCUCGGAACCCGACGAGGAGCUCACGGAGCCAGUGCGCCUGCUGGGCCAGAGCCUCGAGCUGCCGCAGGAGCUUUGUGAGAACUAUGGACUCUUCAAAGAGUUCUUCUCCUAUAAGACUUGGGAAUCCUUAGAAGAUACACAUAAGGAGCAGCUCAUGAAAUAUUUGCCUAAAUUCGUACAAAAUGAAGAAGAGGAAAGAGAAAAAACGAUAAAGAUGCUGUUUGAUCAUGAACCAUUUCAUUUCACAUCACCACUAGAAGUAUUUUACAGCAAUUUGAAACAGGGAAAUUACCGGCCAGACAUAGCUAAGAUGAGAAAGUUUUUGCAAAAAGCAAGGGCUAAGCAACAGAAGCACAAGAUAAAAUCCUACUAUGCUAAACUGAUGCCAGAAGUGUUAAUAUCUCGGGAACGGUUGCUAGCAGCAGCCAAGUCUGCCCCACCUGGCCCCACCCCCCGCCUCCCCCUUCUGCCACAAAAACAUUCCUCCAAAAACUCCUACAAACCCCUGUACUUGCGAGCGAGGCAGAGGUAUUUUGAGGAAUUGGCAGCUAUCCGGAGUGAAGUGGGCGGUGAUGAAUCUGAUGAUGAUAACUAUCCUGAGGGACCUCCAGAGCCGUCCAAUAAAAAGCGCAAACACAUGCAUGCUGGCCAGAAUCAGGACAGCAAUGUUUCCGGCACUCUUGGAGGAACAGAAUCUUCACAUCCCACAUCUCUGGAUUGUCUAAAGAACGUCUUAGCGGCUCAUAGAGCUCGAAGACAAUAUAGAGAGAACCAUCCAGAACUAAAUACAACUGGUUUAACUUUAGAAGACAUAAAGCAGAGAGUAGCACUUGUAAAUGGUACAAAAAAACUCAUGUUUGGCGGACAAAAAUCAGAAACAUCUGCACAGAAAGUGAAAAGGGGACCUAAAAAAGAGCCAAGUCAGAGACAAGUGAAAUCUGAUGCCAAAGCUAGUAAAAGAAAGGAAGAGGAUGUUGAACACAAACCUUUGUUACCAAAUAUUAAAAUAAAGUGUGAGCAAGAGGAGUCUGACUCGGAGAGUUCCUUUGCAGAGCCGAAGGGUGCCAAACAUUCUAAAAAGUUAGGUGAUACUGUUGAAAUUAAGCAAGAAAUUGUGGAUCCUAAAUACUCUGAUACAACUAAUAUAAAUUACAAUGAUCCAAAACUGGAGAGUGUGAUCAAGCAAGAGCCUUUAGAUCCCACACUCGCAUUACAGAAUGCUGGUCGAAUAAUUCAACCGGUUCCCAUCAAAUUGGAAGAUCUCGAUGGAAUUGACAUGAUGGCGCUGCCCGUGGAGCUAGCGGACGAUGACCUUCCGUCGAAUGCGGAGGACGCGGCGGACACAGAGUCGGCGCUUACGGAGACGACGCACGCCAACUUCCUGUCGCUAGUGCGCGCGCUGUUCCCGGCGCGGGCGGCGCACCGCGCGAGCAAGCAGCAGCUGCACGCGCGCUGCGCCGCCGUCAUCAGCUCGCCCAUAGCGCCGCUCAACACCUGGUACAGCUUGUCAGAAGACUGGUGCGCUGAGUUGGACUCCGCGCUGGACUUCCUGGCCGGCGAGAGAGGCCCGCACCCUGAUGACUUCGUGCCAUACUUACAGUAUAUUCCGGAGACGCAGACGUACCAGUGGAUAGGCGCGGGUCGGGACUGCGACGCGAUAUUGGGCCGGCUGUGCGAACGCUGGUUCCGCGCCGCGUCGCCCGCGCCGCCUUCCAACGAACCUCCACCACCUAGGUAUCCUACGUCAUGGGUUGUGCGUCCUCUUACUAGCGCGGAAAUAACAGAUUUCCGAGCCCAAGAGAGAAAGAGAUAUGCUGCUUCGGCGAAACCUUUCACUUACGUCCAGCACGGGUACCGUGCCGUAGUAGGUCCCUGCGCACGUUGCGGCGCGGGCGGUGGUGCGGCCAGCGCAUUGCUGGCCGCCUCGCGGCCGCGCCACGCCUCGUUCCUGGCGCUCGUGCGCGACGCCGUGGCGCGCCUGCCCAACGGCGAGGGCACGCGCCACGACGUACUCACCCUGCUCAAGAUGUCUCAAUGGAUCUCAGCGUGCAGUGACCAGGCGCUCCUGAGCGCGCUAUCAACUGCAUUAGACAGGCUAUUGUCUGCCAAGCGGGACCCCGUUGUCAAAUACGACCAAAGGACGGCCAUUUGGACAUAUUUGCACAGGAACAGGACAGAGGAGGAUUGGCUGAAGUCAACGGCGCGGGGGCGUCGCGCUGCGGAGAAACGAGAGCCCGAGCCUGUAACGCCGCCGCCAGCGGUGGAGCUGGAAGUGUGCACGGAGGCUUCGGUGUCGGACAGCGACGUGGACGUGGACGUGGAGGGCGGCGCGGGGCCCGGCUCGGCGCAGCUGCUGCUAGCCGUCCCCGCGGCCGCGUCCACGCCCGCCCGCGCCGCCGCCGCCACGCCCGCCCGCGCCGCCGCGCGAGCCCCCGCCCGCGCCCGGGCCCGGGACCGACCCAAGCAGAAACCCACCAAGCCGGAGCCGCAGGCGCGGCCAACCCCUCCUCAAGCGAAACCCACCGUAGCCCCGCCCAAGCCGUCCCCACAGCAAAAAUCAACGCCGAAGGCAGCUCUCAUGGCCCAGUCGGCCAAACAAGCCAGCCUGGUCGCCCAGGCCGUGAAGAGCAACCUCAUAGCUCAAGCAGCCAAACAGGCCAAUCUAAGUCAGCACGCGAAGGCCGCUCCGGCCAAACCAGUCAACGUGGUUAAGGUCCAGAAACCAGCUCAACCAGUAAGCCAGCCAGCCAAGCCGGCCGCGAAGCCGCCUCCAUCACCCAAGCAAGCCGCGCCCAAGCCGGCCCCCGUGCCCAAGCCGGCCCCCGUGCCCAAGCCGUCUCCGGCCAAGCCGCCGCUGACCGCGCCGCCCAAGUCCUCGCCAUCCGCGGUUCAGCAGCCGCCGCUCAGGCAGAGGACGCUGCUGGUCGAGGCUCCACAGAGUAUUACCGCUCCGGUAGUGACGAGUCAACCAACUGCGCCUAUUGUUUCCAUCGUACAACCUGUAUCCACCAUAACGUUACAUCCGGCACCAAACAAGCAGGUAACACAAGGCACAAGAUCGUUGCUCAUAAGGCCGCCUGCAGUACAGACGACUGUCACUGCAGUUGUCUCUACGCCUAUAUCACAGCCGGGCGGCAGCCGGCGCGGCGUGGUGCGCGUGCUGAGCCCGGCGGCCGGCGCCAGCAAGUCGCUCAUCUCCCCCCGCGCGCUGCUACAGCAAGUCACCCCGACGACGACGAAGAAACGGACUUCCGUGCCAAAUACCAGCUCCAUUACGACUAUCGCGCAGACUCCCCCCGUGACGGCCGUAGCCCACAGCUCCACUAGCGUGGUCACCGCCGGCACGCGCACCGUGCAACUCGCCGGAGGCCGAACAGUGCAACUAGCGGCCAACCAAACCGUGCACCUCCCCGGAGGCCAGCCCGUGCAGCUGGCGACCAGGGCGCUGCAGCUGACCAGCCUGCUGCCGGCGCGCGCGCCCAAGCCCGUGCCGGCCUCCACCGUGCAGCUGACGGGGCAGACCGUGCACCUGGCCGGCCAGAGCGUGCAGCUCGCGCAACACGCCGUUAAGAGUGUCCAAGUGGCCGCCCCGGGAGUACUUCCAACGCAAACGGUGCAACUACCAAGCGGUCAAACGGUUCAACUUGCAGGCAGAAACCUUCAGACUGUGCAAAUAGCUGGUCAGAACGUACUCACCAGCCAGAGCGUACAACUAGGUUCCCAGACGGUGCAGUUAGCUGGCCAGACGCUUCAACUACCGAGCGGUCAGACAGUCCAGCUUUCCGGUCAAACGCUUCAGCUACCCAGCGGUCAGACGGUGCAACUUUCCGGUCAGACACUGCAGCUAGCCAGCGGUCAGACAGUGCAGUUGGCGAGUCAGACGCCGAAGUCCAUGGCGCAGGUGGUGCGGGGUCAGGCGGCCGGUGAUAAGUCCGCGCAACCGAUCAGAGCUAAACUACUUACUAAUGCUCAGACGCAGAUGAUCUCGCUGGAGAGCAUGGUGGGCGCGCGCAUGGUGGGCGGACGCGCGCGCGCCGCCGUGCGCGUGCUGCCCUCCCCCGCCCCCGCCCCCGCCGCCCCCCGCCUCGCGCGCCCGCUGCUGCUCACCGCCGCCAAGCCGCUCCACAACAUCAUCCUGCAGCAAAGCGACGGCAGCACUAUACGUGUAACGUCGAGCGGCGCCGCGGGUUCCUCGCAAACUAUAGUAUUAAGCAAUAUUGGCUCGCAAGCAGCUACUACGUCCACUGCUUCUGCGCCAUUGUUAAAAUUACAACAGGUCAAUCCGAUACAACACGUUAAACUUCCCCAAGGAAUUAAAAUUCAGCAGGCUGGAGCGAACGCCACGGUGGCGACAUCUAGCGCCGUCAACGCGGUGCGGAGCGUCCUCAUGGACGGCCAGCAACUCAAACUCGUCGGCGGCAGGCACGUGCUCGCGCGCCUGUUACGGCCUGCACAUCCGCCACAGUGAAGUGAGCUUUAACGAUUUUGGUGUAAGGUUCAAACUAGCUAGCACGAGCUAGACGCGGUGCGGAGCGUUCUUAUG
Cydia amplana is the source of this 5003-nucleotide messenger RNA. RefSeq names its product nuclear factor related to kappa-B-binding protein. Gene Ontology annotation, molecular function: protease binding. The record is from RefSeq and is a predicted model, not a curated record. Lineage: Eukaryota; Metazoa; Arthropoda; Insecta; Lepidoptera; Tortricidae. Gene Ontology annotation, cellular component: Ino80 complex. The transcript has 30 exons. The coding region runs from base 375 to 4928 and encodes 1517 amino acids.